AUGUUUCAGGCUACUCCCAUCGAUGCAACACAUCAUCAGAUUAGUGAUGGAGCCGCAUGGACGAUUAUAUCCACAGAUAAGGCGGAAUAUCGUUUCUACGAAGCUAUGGGCCCGGUAUCACAACCAAUUACUCCUGUUCCCGUAGUCAGUGGAUUGGACAUAACCGGUAGUGAUUCCAUGGCACGAGUGGAGCUGACAGGCUACAAUAUGAAGCCAAAUCUGAAGAUCUGGUUUGGAACAACUCCAGUCCGACGAAUCCCUCACAUGCCAGGUUCCUUCCCAUGCGGUAAUCAAGACCGAAGCAUCUGGAUGGGAUUUCAGCGGGGACGACGCCGAGGUGCCGAUCACCCUGGUCAGGGAUGA
This is a messenger RNA of Cylicostephanus goldi, 363 nucleotides long. The record is from the annotation of a GenBank genome assembly. Lineage: Eukaryota; Metazoa; Nematoda; Chromadorea; Rhabditida; Strongylidae.